Venustampulla echinocandica is the source of this 1092-nucleotide messenger RNA. RefSeq lists its product as uncharacterized. The coding region runs from base 1 to 1092 and encodes 363 amino acids. The record is from RefSeq and is a predicted model, not a curated record. The transcript has 2 exons. NCBI's taxonomy places the organism in Eukaryota, Fungi, Ascomycota, Leotiomycetes, Helotiales, Pleuroascaceae. Gene Ontology annotation, molecular function: dihydroneopterin aldolase activity. Gene Ontology annotation, biological process: folic acid-containing compound metabolic process.
AUGAAUUACAAUCUUCGUCUCCGUCUACCGCGAGCUAAUAACAAUAGCAAUGAAACUGAAUCGCAACUCGUCCAUAGAUGGGAAGUACACCAAGCAAUUGGCCAAGCGCCAGCAGUGAUCCGCGUAAAGAACCUCCAAACUUCCCUCGAAGUGGGUAAAGAUGCCUGGGGACGACUAAGGAAACAACAACCUGUUUUAAUUUCUACCAAUGUUUUCCUCCGGGCGCCUUUCGAGUCAGCCUCAACUAAAGAUGCCGUCACAACAAGCACCGUCCAUUACGGGACCUUAAGCAAAGCGAUUCUAAAAGCCUGUCAAGAAUUCACCAAAUCAAACGCUUCUAGACCCAAUGAAGUACCGGUCGAGGAAGCUUCCUCUCUCGCAUCUCUCACGAAUGCCAUUCUGUUCUUCCUAACGCACUCCGUUGAUCCAAAAUUAUCCCAAUUCGCUCUGAAUAAGGAGAGUCAAGAUCCGAUUCUCAAGUCCGAUGUUAUGACGGCAUUGGAAAUUACAGUUUUGUUGCCCAAAGCAUCUUUACUUGGUGCUGGAAUCAGUUUCACGCAGUCUUUGUAUUAUGAUCAACAACGGGAUCGUCCCGGGGCGAUAUCUCUGGUUUUGGGGGUUCACGGUCUCAGGAUUCCAACACUCAUUGGAGUCAAUUCCAAUGAGCGCCUUGCAAAACAAAUUGUUAUCGCCAAUGUUGAGAUAGACCCAUGGCAUAACUUGCCAGAUGAGUACAACAAGCUGGAACAAGUAGUUAUCAAGACAAUGGAGGAAUCGUCCUUCCAAACCCUGGAAGCGCUAGCUACACAUCUUGGCGAUCGUAUUAACGAAUGCUUCAUCCUCCCUACCGGUGCAGCAGUUAUAAAUUCUGAUGGCACGUAUCUUUUCCCAGAUAUUAAAAUAUGCCUGGAGAAGCCCACGGCUGUUACGUUUGCCGAUGCUCCCACUGUGGAGCUUCUAGUGCACUCAGAUCCCCUCAAGAAUAAAACUACAGAGAAAUUUUACGAAGUUUCUGCGAGAGACAUGCCGGAAGUACCGUUUCCGUUGCAAGGGAGGCUGGAUGAGUGGCUUGAACAAAAUCGGGUGCGUUGA